CAAUUGGAUAUGGCUCACCAUGCACAUCUCUUCUGACAUCUUUUUGAUAUCAGCGACCUGAACUAACUAGACUGAGCGAGCCGCUCGCAGGUGCACCUUUGUGCUCUGCAUCUUCGAUCCUCGUGUGACCACUAUCUUCACUGCUUGCUGUGACAUAUAGGAUAACCCCCGUGCCAUCGUGUGAAGCACUCAGGCUAUCGCGACGAUGGCGUCGGCCUUUGCCUUCCUCGAGACCCCGAACCGCGGCGUACCUGACCGCAGACAUUCAACUGAGCAUCUUGGAGUGUCCUCGACUUCCUUGUCGCGAAACAGUAGCAGCGCCUCCUUGUCAUCUCGCAAAUCGGAGCCCGGAUGGUUCAGCGCAAUGAACAAUAUGGAUCGAAGUCGCGCCUCCUCUGUCCCGGUGCAUACGGCCAAAUCGCCCAGUGGAUUUAGCAAGCUAUUUGGCAGGAAAGAGAAGAAGGAGAAGAAGGACAUGGAUCACAUCAUCCUCACCUCUCGACAUGCAGCCGCUGUCAAGACCAAACUGGCAUUGGAUCCGAAAUACAAGAACGUGCGCAGAGAUUCGCCCUCUACUGAACAUCUUUCGGGUUCCCAGAACAUCUUGCAUGUUAGCGCUGGUGAACUGGAGAUGAGGCGUCCGCACUCCGGAUCGCCCUCGCUUCAUGCAGCACGCAACAAAACUGACAUGCCUGCCCUCACGCGCAUUAUCAGCGGGGAUGAAGCCGAUGAACCAGAUGAGUGGGAGAAGAUGCGGGACGAAUGGCGGCAACGCAAAAUUCCUACACUGGACACGCAGAUCAUUGAAGGCCAAGUGCUGGACAGCCAAGUUUCGGGACAAUCGACGCCCGCAGAAAAGGACUCGAAGGAGGCCCUAACACCACCGCCGCAAAUCACUGAACUCCAAGCCACCAGGAUCCUUUCGACCACAACCAUAGGCGACGACGAAUAUCAGCCGCGACCAGCGAGGACCCAUACGCCAAUCGGUGGGCGAUGGAAAAAGGAUGAGAAGGGUGUUUGGAAGAGAUGAGGCGUCUUGGAACUCUGAAUGCAUCACCUUCCACUUUCGCCCAUCAACCGCGUUCGGAUCAAAUCUCGUACCUUGAUCUCAGAUUGCUUUGGGAAGAGCGAUACGAUAAUACUACGGCAACUCUGCAACAUGGCACCAUACCAAGCCACCUUACCCGAGCCCGGGAUCAAUCGCCAGACUUGGAGCGAUGUGGAUGUUGAUAUAGGAAAGGAGCACUGUCUAUUCGUGGAAUGCUAUCGGCUGAGUGAGGAAAGUUUCUAUCCAUUUCUCUAUAUCCCCGAACAGCGACUCUACCGAGCCUGGUUCGAACUCCUGCAUCGGUGCUGUGGCAGUUGGAUCGGACUGCUUGCUCACUGAGGAAGUCAUUUUCAGCACGAUAAAAAUGCCGAAUGUUCGAGCUUACACUAGCUCUCCUCGGCGGUCGGUUGGGAGAGGACAUUCUCUCAACACGCUGGAUAUUCUCAGAUGCUGAGCAUUCCCUUGGCUACUCCAUCAUCUGGGCCUGAGAGGAACAGCAUCGACGAGGAAAUCUUCAGUCACAGGCGUAAAGAGCAGGGCUCGUAUUACAAUGGUUUAAGUCGCCUAUUGCAUGUGACCCAAACUGAGAAGUUAAUCGCAAAAUGUGGAACUGGCGGUCGCUGAUUGCAAAGUACAUAGGUACCCAGCAUAUACUCCGUAAUGAUUAAUAGAUGAAGGGUGACCUUCAUUGAUAACAGAUAUUUCGUCCAUCUUUGGAAAGCGGU
Cladophialophora immunda is the source of this 1773-nucleotide messenger RNA. RefSeq lists its product as uncharacterized. The coding region runs from base 206 to 1030 and encodes 274 amino acids. The transcript has a single exon. The record is from RefSeq and is a predicted model, not a curated record. NCBI's taxonomy places the organism in Eukaryota, Fungi, Ascomycota, Eurotiomycetes, Chaetothyriales, Herpotrichiellaceae.